Messenger RNA from Aphanomyces astaci, 1589 nucleotides. RefSeq lists its product as hypothetical. NCBI's taxonomy places the organism in Eukaryota, Oomycota, Saprolegniomycetes, Saprolegniales, Verrucalvaceae. The record is from RefSeq and is a predicted model, not a curated record. The transcript is spliced from 9 exons. Gene Ontology annotation, cellular component: COP9 signalosome. Bases 42 to 1436 code for a protein of 464 amino acids. Gene Ontology annotation, molecular function: protein binding. Gene Ontology annotation, biological process: protein deneddylation.
CGGCAGAAGUACUUGCGAGCCGCAGACAUCGCGUGACCGACAUGGAUUCCGAUGACGGCUCCGAGUACGAGUAUGGAAGCGACUACGGCGGGUCCCAAGACGACGCAAACGAGGACGAAGUAGUAGACGAGACGGCCAUCAAGAUUGCGAACACAUUCUACGAAGCCGACGAUUGCAAAACGUCCAACCCCACGCGCGCACUGGAGCUGUACCUGCAGGUGCUGUCUCUCCAUCAGGGUACUGCCGACGACGUGAAGGAUCCCGAGAACUUUCAGUUCAAGUCGUUGGAGAACGUCGUCAAGUUGUGUGCAACCUUGAACAAGCCCGACGCGAUGCUGCAGCAUUACCGCGAGGUGCUCACGCUGCUUCCCCACGUGACCCGCAACGAGUUCACGGACACUGUCAACAGCAUCCUGGACCUGGUGUCGUCGCUGCCCUCCGCGCGAGGUAUCGUGUCCACCACGUACGAAAUCACGUUGGACGCGUUGAAGUGCGCGCAUAACGACCGGUUGUGGUUUCAAACCAACGUCAAGCUCGGACGCCUGUACUUGGAGAUGGGCGAGGCCGCGCCGGUGAAGCGCGUGCUGAUGGAGCUGCACGAGUCUUGCAAAACCCCCGACGGCCACGACGACUUGGCCAAGGCCACAUCGCUCCUCGACGUGUACUGCCUCGAAAUCCAGCUGUGCACAAUGACCAACGACACGGCCAAGUUGAAGGCGAUUUACCCCAAGACAUUGGACUUGGAUGCUGCUAUUUCCGACCCGCGGACCAUGGGAGUCAUCCGAGAAGAGGGCGGGAAGAUGUACAUGGCAGAAGGGCAGUGGCACCUCGCGUACAACGAGUUCUUUGAAUCAUUUCGCAAUUACCAGGAAGCCGGCAACGCCCGCGCAAAACAGUGCCUCAAGUAUGUGGUGCUAGCCAACAUGCUCGCGAGCUCGGACAUCAACCCGUUCGACUCUCGGGAAGCCAAAGUGUUCAAGGACGUGGACGAGAUCAACGCGAUGCUCCAGCUGCGCGACGCGUACGGCAACAACGACAUUACGACCUUUAACAAGAUUCUGAACCACCCCAAGCACCACAUCACGACGGACCCGCUCAUGAAACGGUACCUCGACCCGCUCGUGCGCAACAUUCGCAGCCACGUCCUGGUCAAAGUAGUCGGCCCAUACAAAACCAUCAAACUCGCCACGAUUGCCAAGGACAUGAACAUGUCCGAAGCCGACGUCGAGGCGCUGGCUGCGUCGUUGAUCAACGACAACAUUUUGGCCACCCGCAAGAUCGACCAGCGCCACAAAGUGCUCGUCGUCGUCGCUUCGUCAACGACGUCCAGAGACGUGUCGACAAAAACGGUGGACGCGCUGGCGAAAUGGACGGCGGCACUCGCCAAGUUGAACGCGUCCAUGGCCGAGCGUGGCGGAGCGAUUUCUUCGACUUAAGCAACACUUAGUAUUAUUGUGAAAUCGCUAUUACCUUUCAAUUGAAUCACGCUGGAACUUCUGAUUGGCUGAAUAUACUUACUUGUCGUUUCUGCAAGAGCCAAUCAAAUCCAUUCAAAAUUGGAUUAGCCAAUAGCGUCGAUUCGUGAUUCG